AUGGUUCCUGCCGAGGGCGAGGAUGCGGCGUGCACUCUGCGGCCAUAUCUGCUGGAAAGGCCCGAGCCCUCUUCCGACGCUAGGGACAGCGAUCUAGAGGGCCACGGCGGUGCCGUUGCGCGGUGCCGUUCCGGAGUCGGGGAGCGGUGCCUUCGGGAACGGGACCGUGAGAGGCGUCGUGCAGACCUGGACCUGGACCGGUACCGUCGACCCCGGGACCGGGAACGGCUGCGGGAGGGCGGUCUCGGGAACCUUGUGACCGACGCGUCCCGGUGCCUGCUCGAGCCGGGCUGCUGGGACGGUGCCUCGCUCGCGUUGGGGCCUGACUGUUUGGUGGCCCGUUGCGUGGCGGGAAGCCGGGAGUCCACCGAGGCGGAGCUCGACCGGGACCGGCGCCCACUCGCGGUCUUCGCCGGUGCCGACUUCUUGUGCGGGGAACGUCCCCGGGCCUUGGGCUGGCCCUUCGGCCUGGCCGGCGAAGAAGAACGGUGCCGGGUGUGUUCCCGCCGAGGCGGCGCCGUGGGCUUAGGCUGUCCUGCCGGCGUCGGGUCGCGGACCGAUGCCGGGGCACUCCGCACCGAGAUUUGGAAAAGUCUGUCACUCUUUGCCCUUGUGGCCAUCGCCCGGCUGCACGCUGAGGAAGAGCCAAAGAGCAAAUCCAAAAUCUGUGCCAACGUUUUCUGUGGAGCCGGGCGGGAGUGCGCAGUGACGGAGAAGGGGGAGCCCACCUGCCUCUGCAUCGAGCAAUGCAAACCUCAUAAGAGGCCUGUGUGUGGCAGCAAUGGCAAGACGUACCUGAACCACUGCGAGUUGCAUCGUGAUGCCUGCCUUACUGGCUCCAAGAUCCAGGUGGACUAUGAUGGCCACUGUAAAGAGAGGAAGUCUGAGAAUCCAGCCGCAAGCCCAGUUGUCUGCUACCAGUCUGACAGGGACGAGCUCCGGCGCCGCAUUAUCCAAUGGCUCGAGGCCGAGAUCAUCCCAGAUGGCUGGUUCUCAAAGGGCAGCAACUACAGCGAAGUCCUGGACAAGUAUUUCAAGAGCUUCGAUGGUGGGGAUUCUCGCCUGGACUCCAAUGAGUUCCUGAAGUUUGUGGAACAGAAUGAAACUGCUAUUAACAUCACCACCUAUGUGGACCAAGAGACCAACAAGCUACUCAGGGGACUCUGUGUGGACGCCCUCAUUGAGCUGUCUGAUGAGAAUGCCGACUGGAAACUCAGCUUCAAUGAGUUCCUCAAGUGCCUCAACCCGUCCUUCAACCCACCAGAGAAAAAAUGUGCCCUUGAAGAUGAAACAUAUGAGGAUGGAGCUGAGACCCAAGUGGAGUGCAACCGCUGUGUCUGUGCCUGUGGGAACUGGGUGUGCACUGCCAUGACCUGUGAGGGGAAGAACCAGAAGGUGCCUGUAGGGGGGCAGCAACCCGAGGAGGAGCUGACUGAGGAGGAGCUGGCCAGAUACGUUCAAGAACUGCAAAAGCAUCAGGAGACGGCUGAGAAGACCAAGCGAAUGAGCACCAAAGAGAUGUAA
This is a messenger RNA of Emys orbicularis (European pond turtle), 1524 nucleotides long. RefSeq names its product follistatin like 1 (gene FSTL1). The transcript has 13 exons. Gene Ontology annotation, molecular function: protein binding. Lineage: Eukaryota; Metazoa; Chordata; Testudines; Emydidae. The record is from RefSeq and is a predicted model, not a curated record. Gene Ontology annotation, biological process: cell differentiation; multicellular organism development; regulation of BMP signaling pathway. The coding region runs from base 1 to 1524 and encodes 507 amino acids.